Messenger RNA from Pyrus x bretschneideri (Chinese white pear), 2322 nucleotides. RefSeq names its product protein NRT1/ PTR FAMILY 4.6-like. The transcript has 5 exons. Gene Ontology annotation, molecular function: transmembrane transporter activity. Gene Ontology annotation, cellular component: membrane. Gene Ontology annotation, biological process: transmembrane transport. The record is from RefSeq and is a predicted model, not a curated record. Bases 160 to 1920 code for a protein of 586 amino acids. Lineage: Eukaryota; Viridiplantae; Streptophyta; Magnoliopsida; Rosales; Rosaceae.
CCCUCCUAUCCUUCACAACUCUUUAAAUCUCCCACCAGUCACCACUCUUUAUUUCUAAUCAAACUCCUCUGGCACCAGGGAUUCGAUCCAAAUUAAACUGAAACCCCCCACCCCCACUCCUCAGAGUGGGAAAAAAAAGGAGGGCGCACAAGAGAGAAAAUGGAGCAAGAACAGCAUCUCAGCACCAGAUGGGAAGGCUAUGUUGACUGGAGAAGCCGAUCUGCAAUCAGAGGCCGGCAUGGUGGCAUGCUUGCUUCCUCGUUUGUGCUGGUGGCCGAGGUAUUGGAGAACUUGGCAUAUCUGGCAAAUGCAAGCAACUUGGUCAGGUACCUAUCGGACUACAUGCAUUUAUCUCCGUCCAAAGCGGCAAACGAUGUCACAGAUUUCAUGGGCACCGCCUUCCUUCUGGCCCUUCUCGGUGGUUUCUUAUCCGACGCCUUUUUCACAACUUAUCACAUCUACCUGAUAAGUACAGUCAUUGAAUUUCUGGGUUUGAUCCUACUCACAGUGCAAGCUCGCUUACCUUCACUGAAGCCACCACCGUGCACUCAAGGCAGCCUCGACGAUCCAUGCCAAGAAGUCGAAGGCGGAAAAGCUGCCAUGUUGUUCCUAGGCCUGUAUCUGGUGGCACUGGGGGUCGGAGGGAUAAAGGGCUCCUUACCCUCACAUGGUGCAGAGCAAUUUGACGAGAGCACUCCACAAGGAAGGAAGCAGAGAUCAACCUUCUUCAACUACUUUAUCUUCUGCCUCUCUUGCGGCGGCCUGAUUGCGGUGACACUGGUAGUGUGGAUUGAAGACAACAAAGGGUGGGAAUGGGGUUUUGGAAUUGCCACCAUUAGCAUAUUUUUGUCUAUACCGGUGUUUCUUGCUGGUUCCGCUCUCUACCGGAACAAGAUACCAAAUGGAAGUCCCCUAACAACCAUUUUUAAGGUUUUGAUUGCUGCCACACUUCACAGCUGUGUGACCAAAAGUCCAAGCAAUGCCAUUGUAAGCAUGACUCCAAGCCCUUCUUCUUCAACCCCAAUUGCCCACGCGGUAUCGGAAUCAAACACCGCGGAGAAGGAGAAUUACGCCACUGAGGAUCAAACUCCAACUGAAAGCCUCAAGUUCCUAAACAGAGCAGUUCUAGUGAACAAGCCAGUCCAUGAUAAACUACAUUGCACCGUGAAGCAAGUCGAAGAAGUCAAAAUCGUGCUUAAAAUCCUUCCAAUUUUCGCGUGCACAAUCAUGCUCAACUGCUGCCUAGCUCAGCUCUCAACAUUCUCCGUCCAACAAGCCGCAACAAUGGACACAAAGCUCGGCUCUCUAAAAGUCCCGCCGGCCUCCCUCCCCAUCUUUCCCGUACUCUUCAUCAUGAUCCUAGCGCCAGUCUACGACUUCUUCAUCAUCCCUUUCGCACGUAAGGCCACAAAAUCCGAAAUGGGGAUCACCCACUUGCAGCGCAUAGGGACCGGCCUAGCCCUUUCCAUCGUUGCCAUGGCAAUAGCAGCCCUUGUCGAGAUCAAGCGCAAGCGUGUAGCGACCAACUCCGGGAUGCUCGACUCAACCGAGCCGCUCCCGAUCACGUUCUUUUGGAUUGCGCUGCAGUACUUGUUCCUGGGGUCGGCAGACCUGUUCACGUUGGCCGGACUGUUAGAGUUCUUCUUCACGGAAGCGCCGCAAAGCAUGAGGUCUCUGGCCACAUCUCUCACUUGGGCAUCCUUGGCAAUGGGGUAUUACCUAAGCUCGGUGAUUGUUUCUGUGGUGAAUGAUGUUUCAGGGAAGUACUCCGAGCGCAAAUGGCUGGCUGGUAAAAAGCUGAAUCAAUACCACCUGGAGAGAUUCUAUUGGCUCAUGUGCGUGCUGAGUGGAUUGAAUUUCUUGCACUAUCUGUUCUGGGCAGUCAGAUACAAAUACAGAUCAACGAGAACAAAUAAGUAAAACAAGAUAGCAUCUUACAUGGCAUGGGCACGCUACCACCACAGUUUAUAUGGACAAAAACUUAACAUGUCUAUGUAUUAUUGACAUGGGACGUUCCCGUGCCGUGAGAGUACUCGGCAAAAGAGUUGUUUUUGGGAGGAUCAUAAUUAAGAUGUGGCAUGGUGAUCAUAACCUGCAAGACAACUGCUUGGACUGUAAAUAUGAUGGCCAAAAUGGGGUUUAAGCGCAGUUUUUUUUUUUUUUUUUUAAUCAUGUGAUCUUAAGUUAUCUGUCCUAGUAGAAAUAUAUAGUAUUCAUCCUUGAUUUGUUAGGGGAGGGGACCUACACUUCAAAUAGGAUCGUAUAGAUUCUCGUAUCAAAAAAGUAGAGAAUUAUAAAUAAAACGUUGAAUUGGUUGAAUAA